This is a messenger RNA of Parastagonospora nodorum SN15, 438 nucleotides long. RefSeq lists its product as hypothetical. Lineage: Eukaryota; Fungi; Ascomycota; Dothideomycetes; Pleosporales; Phaeosphaeriaceae. The record is from RefSeq and is a predicted model, not a curated record. The transcript has 2 exons. Gene Ontology annotation, molecular function: methyltransferase activity. The coding region runs from base 1 to 438 and encodes 145 amino acids.
AUGGCCUCCCUCAAGUCUCCAUCUCGAAUCAUUCAACUUGCGACAACGAUCCUCGAAUCAGUAACAAUAAUAGAUCAUGGCCUUGCUUCAGAUGGCAUUGCUUCACCAACCUUUGACGAAGCUUCGUUCAAAAUCCUGCCCGAGUUGUCCGCACAUCACGAUGCUGUGCUUGAUGUCAUUUCUGAGCUUCUCGAUCUCUUGCUAGAGCCUUUGGAUCUGAUCCACAGGCAUAGCGGCGCCAUUUCAGAGUUCAAAAUUGCAGAUUUAGUACCACUCCGAGGCCAAAUAUCAUGCGACGACAUCGCCACCCAAACGCCAAUUACGAGUGAGAUGACAGCGCGCCUCCUGAGAUACGCCAUGACUAUGCGUAUCUUCCGCGAACCUGAGCCAGGUAUGGUGGUGCACACGGCUGUUUCUGAGCCAUGCGCCGGUCAAUGA